AAAAAUCGUUAUUUAUUUUUUUUUUUUUUCUACCAUGGCCUGUAGCUUCCUAAACACGGACGAGGCGUCCCCGCCGGCUCUCGCGGACCUGUGUCUGACCCACGUGAGUCAGAACCUGGAGUGGUUCUGCGUGAAGCGGCCCGAUGGAUCCCUGCGCUUCAGAGAGGCGGUGCUCUUCCCGCAGGAGCUGGCGGACCAGCUGCUGGCCAAGAUGGCCACUGAAGGCCUGUUGAACGACAGCACCGUGGGGGUGUUUCGUACCUGCGAGUACCUGCGUCUGAGGCGGGCCUGCGUCCGCACGGCGCGCAUCUCCGCCGAGGCCUUCCAGAAAGCCCUCUGCUCUCACAGGCUGCUGGAGCUGGACGCCGCCAGGGUCAACGCGGACCUCACCAUCCCGGACAUCCUGCAGGGACUGGCCACCAAUAAAUAUUGUCAGGAGUCCCUCCAGCGACUGGUCCUGACGGGUCUCACCAUGUCCUCUCUGGAGGAGCCCAUCCGCUAUCGCUUCAGCUCCCUCCGGGGGCUCCGCUCCCUCUCUCUGGCCAACGUCGACUUCUACAACUCCGGGAUGGCGGACGUGUGUUCGCUGCCUCGGCUGGAGAGCCUCGACCUCUCCAACACCUCGGUGACCAACCUGAGACCCCUGCUGGGCCUGAAGGAGCGGCUGCGCUCGCUCACACUGCACCAGCUGAAGAGGCUGGAGAUGAGCACCGAGCAGCUGCUGGGGGUCAUCGGCCAGUUGGAUGCUUUGCAGCACCUGGACAUCAGCGACGACAAGCAGUUUACCUCCGACGUGGCUCGGCAGCUGCUUGGACAGCGGGGGAUCCUGCCCGCUCUCGUCUCCCUGGAUGUGUCUGGGAGGAAACAGGUCACCGAUGCGGCGGUCAAGGCGUUCGUGGAGGAGAGACCGGGGAUGACCUUCGUGGGACUUCUGGCCACCGACGCUGGAUUUUCCGACUUCCUCUCAGGAGAAGGAACCCUCAAGGUGACGGGAGAAGCCUACGAGACCCAGGUCUGCGAGGCCCUGCGGCGCUACAGUGAGAGGGAAGGUUUUGUGAGAGAAGCCCUGUUUCAUCUGUUCAGCCUGACCCACGUGAUGGAGAAACCCAGGCCCGACAUCCUCAAGCUGGUGGUUCUGGGGAUGAGGAAUCACCCCGCCACUCUGAACGUCCAGCUGGCAGCGAGCGCCUGCGUGUUCAACCUGACGAAGCAGGACCUGGCGGCGGGGAUGCCGGUGCGGCUGCUGAGCACCGUGACUCAGCUCCUGCUGGAGGCCAUGAGGACGUUCCCCAACCACCAGCAGCUGCAGAAGAACUGCCUGCUGUCUCUGUGCAGCGAUCGCAUCCUGCAGGAGGUCCCGUUCAACAGGUUCGAAGCGGCCAAGCUGGUGAUGCAGUGGCUCUGCAACCACGAGGACCAGAACAUGCAGAGGAUGGCCGUGGCCAUCAUUUCCAUUCUGGCCGCGAAGGCAUUCCUGUCGUGUUUUGUCCUCCACGCUAAGACGUUUUGCUUCUCCCAGCUCUCCAACGGAGCAGACGGGCUCAGCUGGGAGCCGAGCUGUUUCAUCGUGAAGCAACUGCUCCACAUUGUGUGUCAGAAGGCCACUAAGGGCGUCGUGGACGCCACCCUGAAGUUCACGCUGAGCGCGCUCUGGAACCUCACCGACGAGUCGCCGACGACCUGCCGCCAUUUCAUCGAGAACCAGGGCCUGGACCUGUUCAUCAAAGUGCUGGAGUCCUUCCCCAACGAGUCCUCCAUUCAGCAGAAGGUUCUCGGCCUGCUGAACAACAUCGCCGAGGUCGGGGAGCUGCACGUGGAGCUGAUGGUGCAGGGCUUCCUGGACCACAUCAGCACCCUGCUGCACAGCCCGGAGGUGGAGGUCAGCUACUUCGCCGCGGGCAUCCUCGCCCACCUGACGUCACGAGGGGCGGACGCCUGGACGCUCGGCCCGGAGCUUCGGUCCUCGCUGCUGGAGCAGCUGCACGACGUCAUCAUGAAGUGGCCGGCGCCCGAGUGUGAGAUGGUGGCCUACAGGUCGUUUAACCCCUUCUUUCCGCUGCUGGAGUGCUUCCACACGCCCGGCGUCCAGCUGUGGGCGGCGUGGGCCAUGCAGCACGUCUGCAGCAAGAACGCCGCUCGCUACUGCAGCAUGUUGCUGGAGGAGGGCGGCCUGCAGCAGCUGCAGCUCGUCCACACGAACCCGCAGACCCACAAAGACGUGAAGCUGCUGGCCACGAGCAUCCUGGAGAGCCUGCAGCGCCACAGAGGGGGCACCGGCCAGCCCGCCGCCCCCCAGAGGAAAUGAGGCUCCUCCCCCCCCCCCCGACCCGAGCACGCCGGGUCCCACCGCAGGGGCGACGUCCUCGAGGAGACACGACGCGAUCCUUUGCACAGAAACACACUAACUUUAUUUAUUUUCUUUGCGUUUUUUGUUUCUUGUUACAAAUAAAAAUAAAAGGAUAAAAGAAGAAUUUAAAUGAUGAGAACCGUAAAGUAAAUCAGCGCUCACGUACCAGUCUACUAGUCUCAGUCUGAGGGUUCUCCCCCCCCCCCCCCCAUGUCACUGAACACUGGUCGUCUGAAUUAGGUCGAUUUAGCUCGUUAGACGUGACGCCGCAUGCUGGAGUUUGUCUGAAUGCUCGCGCACGCUUGUUUGUUUGUUUGUUUGUUUGUUUGCGUCGUGUUCACUGAAACUCCCCUCUGGGUCUCUCUCCCCGCCGCUACGACUACCAGCUAAUGCCUUUUCUUUGGAUUUGACGCGUCGGGACACUCGCCGUGGGCGGAGUUCACCGGGUUCAGAGGAAAAUGUUUAAUUAGACGUCUGAGGGGCGGUUUAUAUGUUGUUUGGCCCCGCCCCCAAAUCAGAAGAGCCAGAGAAGAGUUGAAAGGAUUCGAUUGGUCAGUUUCGUCACGAAGGAUUUAAAUGUGUGUUUUCUCUCUUUUGGGGAAACGUGCGUGUGUGUCGGGGUUUGUUGACUUGUGAUGCGAGACGGAGCUUCAGUGUGUGUGUGUGUGUGUGUGCGUGUGCGCAUGUAUGUCAGUAACUGCAUCUUUAAAAACAACAACAAAUGCGUCUGUCAUUUGUACAUAUAAGAUAAAUGAGAGCGUUGUUCAGUAUCGGUUGCAUGGAAAUUAUAAUUGUGUGUGUGUGUUCCGUUGUUUGUUGCAUCUGAGAAUUAUGAUGCAGAGCAAAGUAAACGGAGCGAGCGGGUUUUUAUUUUAUUUUUCUUCAGUUCUGAAGUGAAAACAUUCAAAUGUCCAGAGGAGCCACCGAGUUCCUGUCGCCCAUGUUCAGCCCCGACGUCGCCCUCCAUGCGGUCACGAGGAAUGAUAAAGUUUUACACACACACACACACACACACACACACACACACACACACUCCUUAUGGGCUCAGUGCAUCGGGGCCUUAUUGUUUCCUGUGGAUCAAUACUUGUGUGAGCUUGAUAAUCGUGCAUGAGCUGAUCUCAUCGGCUUUAAUAAAAAGAGUUUAAAUUCAAGAUGGAAGUCGUGCGCCGUGUUGCUGCUGGAAAUAAAGAAUGUGCAUUCCCAUGAA
Messenger RNA from Cyclopterus lumpus (lumpfish), 3554 nucleotides. RefSeq names its product zyg-11 homolog (C. elegans) (gene zyg11). NCBI's taxonomy places the organism in Eukaryota, Metazoa, Chordata, Actinopteri, Perciformes, Cyclopteridae. The record is from RefSeq and is a predicted model, not a curated record. Gene Ontology annotation, cellular component: Cul2-RING ubiquitin ligase complex. Gene Ontology annotation, molecular function: protein binding.